Lampris incognitus (smalleye Pacific opah) is the source of this 1438-nucleotide messenger RNA. RefSeq names its product F-box and WD repeat domain containing 4 (gene fbxw4). Gene Ontology annotation, biological process: SCF-dependent proteasomal ubiquitin-dependent protein catabolic process. The coding region runs from base 164 to 1330 and encodes 388 amino acids. Gene Ontology annotation, molecular function: protein binding. The record is from RefSeq and is a predicted model, not a curated record. The transcript is spliced from 9 exons. Lineage: Eukaryota; Metazoa; Chordata; Actinopteri; Lampriformes; Lampridae. Gene Ontology annotation, cellular component: SCF ubiquitin ligase complex.
UGGCUUCCUACAUGCUGUGUUUGAGCUCUGUGAAGGAUGGAAGAUGGUUGACCAUUUUUAAAACCCGUUUCCAGACCCUGCCGCGGCCGUGGUGACAGCGCCCAGGGCCAAACACAGAAGUCCAUAAACGAGGACGGAGACGUAGAGAAAGACAGCGCUGAACAUGUUAAACCACUUGCCGGAGGACGUGCUCUACCUGGUCCUGUCCUUUCUGGACUACAGGUCCCUGAGUCGCCUUGCUCAAGUCUGUAAAACCAUCUGCCACUUUGUAAACCGGGACGCCGUGUGGAGGAGGAUUGCCAAGGAGUUCUUGAACACUGGAAUUACCGGAAACGGGACAGACAUAUACCCCCACAUUCCACUGAAGGAGAGAGUGAAGCUCGCUCAAAAUUGGUAUAAUGGGAUGUGCAAAAUAUCUGCUGCUCUCAAGUGGAAGGUUAAGUUGUUACCGUGGCUGCAGCUGGAUGGGGAUAUUCUUUUCCUGUCUCAGGCAGACAAAAUUGGAGCAUACCAUGUACGACAAGACAAGGGGAGGUUCCUGCGUGAGCCGUUUGCACUUUAUUCUGGCCACCAGGGCGAUGUGUGUCGCUUUGCUCUCACCGACGCCCACCUGGUCAGUGGUGGAAGCGACGGCAAGAUCCUGGUCCACAACAGGAGGAACAGCGCCUCAGUGGAGUUGUCCGGACACAACCAGGAAGUCAACUGCCUGGAUUGCAGAGAUGGAGUCAUUGUCAGUGGAUCCAGAGACCAAACAGCCCGGAUAUGGACCAUGGCUUCAGACAUCCCCAAAGACACAAUUCCCAUGUACGACAGAGUAUGGUCUGUGGCUAUUAGUCCCACGUUGAGCUCCUUUGUGACUGGCACGGCGGGCUGCAAGAACGUUUCCCCAAUUCGCAUCUGGGACGUCGAAAGCUCGGUGUGUGUGUGCAGUCUGGGUUCAGGCUUCCGGCGCGGGGCUGGUGUUUUGGACAUGGUGUACGAGUCGCCAUUCCAGCUGCUCACCUGCGGUUACGACACCUUCAUUCGACUGUGGGACCUCCGCCUCAGCCCCAGGAAGUGCGUUAUGGAAUGGGAGGAGCCUCAUGACAGUGCUCUCUACUGCAUUCAGACAGAUGGUAAUCACAUGAUCUCCAGUGGCUCCUCCUACUACGGCGUUGUGCGGCUGUGGGACAAACGGCAGACGGCGUGCCUUCAGUUUUUCCAGUUAACGGCUGACUCGGCGAGCAGCCCAGUGUACUGCCUGAGGUUCAGCGGCUCGCACCUCUAUGCUGCUCUGGCCACCACCCUCUGCUCCCUCGACUUCACACACAACCCCCAGCACAUCAGAUGACACACACACACACACACACACACACACACACACACACACACACACACACACACACACACACACACACACACACACACACACAGUAGUCAGCGAAUUCAACUUUAUCAA